AUGAUGAAUUAUAUUCAGCUUGAGAAACUUGGUGAGGGAACUUAUGCAACGGUGUACAAGGGUAGAUCCCGGACGACCAACGAGAUCGUCGCCCUCAAGGAGAUUCAUCUCGAUGCUGAAGAGGGCACGCCAUCCACCGCCAUUCGAGAAAUCUCGCUCAUGAAAGAGUUGAAGCAUGUCAACAUUGUCAGACUCCACGACGUGAUCCACACAGAAACCAAACUCGUCCUCAUCUUUGAAUACUGCGAGCAGGAUCUCAAGAAGUACAUGGACCAGCAUGGCGAAAGAGGCGCACUCGAACCAGAAGUCGUUCGCAGUUUCAUGUAUCAGCUACUCAAGGGCACCGCCUUUUGUCACGAGAACCAAGUUCUGCAUCGAGACUUGAAACCCCAAAACUUGCUCAUCAAUCGUAAAGGCGAGCUCAAGUUGGGUGAUUUUGGAUUGGCGAGAGCCUUUGGUGUCCCUGUGAACACGUUCUCGAACGAGGUCGUAACGCUCUGGUACAGAGCUCCCGACGUAUUACUCGGAUCUCGGACUUACAGCACCUCGAUCGAUGUCUGGUCUUGCGGCUGUAUAUUCGCGGAGAUGAUUUCGGGCGUCCCCUUGUUCAGAGGGAGGGACAAUCAGGACCAACUACUUCAUAUCAUGAGGAUAAUUGGAACACCAAGCCCCGCUCAGUUCGCAAAGAUCUGCAAAGAGACGCCUGAGAUCCAGCCGAAGCAAUUCCCGAACUAUCCUCGACUACCCUUCCACCAAGUCCUCCCAAAGGCUUCGCCACAAGCCCUUGAUCUACUCGACAAAUUGCUCAAGUUCGAUCCUGCCGAACGUAUCUCGGCAGCAGACGCCCUUGCUCAUCCCUAUUUCACAACGGCAACAAACACGCCCUUUGGCUUGAAUUCAUCACCAAGCUCAAUGCCCCCUCCUUCUUUCAACUUCCCUCAUUCGCAUGUUCAUCAGGCCCAGCAACAACAUCAGCAGCGACAGCAACAACAGCAACAACAACAGCAGCAACAGCAACAACAACAACAACAGCAACAGGUCCAUCAUCAACAAAUACAACCCCACUACUCCCGCCCAAUAUACGGACAGAUCCCGCAACACCCUCAGAACCCCGCGCAAGUGAAGAAUGUCCAGGUUCCAUAUGGAAACGUUCAAUACCCCCCCUAUGGUGCACCUCCCCGAUAA
Molecule: messenger RNA, 1185 nt
Organism: Coprinopsis cinerea okayama7#130
Lineage: Eukaryota; Fungi; Basidiomycota; Agaricomycetes; Agaricales; Psathyrellaceae
Product: CMGC/CDK/CDK5 protein kinase
Exons: 7
Coding region: 1-1185 (394 amino acids)
Biological process (GO): protein phosphorylation
Cellular component (GO): nucleus; cytoplasm
Molecular function (GO): cyclin-dependent protein serine/threonine kinase activity; ATP binding
Source: RefSeq, a predicted model, not a curated record